Molecule: messenger RNA, 2517 nt
Organism: Schistosoma rodhaini
Lineage: Eukaryota; Metazoa; Platyhelminthes; Trematoda; Strigeidida; Schistosomatidae
Source: the annotation of a GenBank genome assembly
CAACCCUUUAUUCCCAAUAAGUAUUAGGCAUCUUUAUAAUGUGGAUUGUUGUGUAGACCACAAUAAUAUAACAAUGAUGAUUUAGAAGUAUUGCCUAUCAUGUAUUAGAUGUAAAUCCAUCAUGAAUAUCCAUAAGUUUGGUUACAUUAUUGUAAGGGAUUAAAUAAAAGAUGGUAAAGAUAAAGAAAAAAGAAGAAGAAGAAGAAGAAGAAGAAGAAGAAGAAACAACAAUGAAUGUAUAUGGAUACAUGUGUAUGUAUGUGUUUCCUGAUAUAUGACAAUUUUGUAGACCAGUACUCUCUCUCUCUCUCACUCACUCACUCACACACACACACUCUCUCUUUUUCAAUUUUUCCUAGGCCUGUGAACACUAUAAAAGCUUCUAAUUAUUAUUGUAAACCUUUUGUAUAUGAAUAUAACUUAUUGAUGAUAUAAUUUUAAAAUAUGGAUUUACUCAAUGGGAAAUGUUCGAGUAAAACAAUAAAAUAUAAUAGUACUACUGAAAUUACUGAUUGUGAUGAUAUAUUUCUGAAUCACAAUGAAUUUCGUCAGUAUGGAACAAAAAUGAUUCAAUAUGUAGCUGAUUAUUUGGAAAAUAUUGAUGAACGAAGAGUAUUUCCGGAAGUACAUCCAGGUUAUUUAGCUAAAUUACUACCGAAUGAAGCACCAAAUGAACCAGAAAGUUGGGAAGAAAUUAUGAAUGAUGUAGAAAAUAUGAUAAUGCCGGGGGUUACCCAUUGGCAACAUCCUCAUUUUCAUGCUUAUUUUCCUUGUGGUUGUUCAUACACUUCAAUAUGUGCUGACAUACUUGCUGAUGGCAUCUCAUCUAUCGGAUUUACUUGGGUUUCAAAUCCAGCUUGCACAGAACUUGAACUUGUUAUGAUUGAUUGGAUGGCAAAAAUCUUGAGUCUACCUGAACACUUCUUAUUUGGUGAAAACAGUGGUGGAGUCAUACAAGGUAGCUGCAGUGAAUCAACAUUAGUCGCUCUAUUGGCUGCACGUAAUAAAGCUAUUAGACAAUAUCAAAGUAUCCAUCCCAAUGCAAGUACUUAUGAAGCUUUAUCUAAGCUUGUUGGUUAUUAUUCGGAUCAGGCACAUAGUUCAGUUGAACGAGCUGGAUUAAUAGGAAUGCUUCAUUUACGUGCAAUCAAAUCAAAUGAACGUUAUGAAAUGAAUACAAGUAUAUUGAAGCAAACUAUUGAAGAUGAUGUGAAUAAUGGAUUGUUUCCAUUUUUCUGCUGUGCAACUUUGGGAACUACAUCAACUUGUGGAUUUGAUAAAUUAAAAGAUAUUGGACCUAUUUGCGAUAAAUACAAUAUAUGGUUACAUAUAGAUGCAGCAUAUGCUGGUUCAUCAUUUAUAUGUCCAGAAUAUAGAUAUUUGAUGGAUGGAAUCGAAUAUGCUAUGUCAUUUGUAUUCAAUCCACAUAAAUGGUUACUGAUUAAUUUCGAUUGUUCAAUUGUAUGGUAUCGGGAAGUGAACUGGGUAAAAAAUUCAUUUCAUGUUGAUCCACCAUAUUUGAAGCAUAAACAUCAACAAACAACCAUAGAUUUUCGACAUAUGCAAAUUCCAUUGGGUCGGAAAUUUAGAUCAUUGAAACUUUGGUUCACUUUAAGAAGAUAUGGUGUUAAAAAUCUACAAGCAUAUAUUCGUAAUCAUAUAGAAUUGGCUCAUUAUUUUGAAGAACUUAUAAGAGCUGAUGAUCGUUUUGAAAUUGUUGCUGAAGUUCUAAUGGGCUUAGUUUGCUUUCGAAUUAAGGAUAAUAAUGAAUUAACCAAAGAAUUAUAUCAUAAUAUUGAAGCUGAUGGUAGAAUUCAUUUAGUAUCAUCUGAAUUACAUUUACCUAAACCACUUUAUUUUAUACGUUUUGCUAUUUGUUAUCAUUCACCUAAUAAACAUCAUAUUGAUUAUGCUUAUUAUGUCAUUAGUGAAUUAUGUAAAAAAUUAUUAUUACAAUCAAAUUUAAUUAAAAAUAAACAAUGUAAUCAUGAAGAUAUUAAUUUAAUGCUUUUAAAUAAUGAAAAUAAUAAUUAAUCAAUCAAAAAUCGUAGCGGAGGGAUUUGAAUUCGGCGCUGAGAAACUAUUCAGUCUCAUUUAAACAAAAAAGUUCUGAUAUAUACAUAUAUGUAUGACAUUUGUUUAUUUAUAAUUCAAAAUUAAAUUCAAAUUGUUUUUUUGUUUAUAGUUGUGGAUGUUUAAAUGUAUCAUUAACUCUUAUCGUAACUUUUUGUUGCUUUUGGUGGUGGUGGUGGUGGUGGUGUUAUUGUCAUGGUAACAAUUUAUAUUUGUAAAUUCGUAGCAAAGGGAUUCAAAAUCAGCGCUGAGAAACUAUUUACUCUAAUUUAAACAAAAGUUCUGAUGUAUACAUAUAUGCAUUACAUUUGUUUAUUUAUAAUCCAAAAUGACAUUCGAAUUGUUUGUUUAUUUGUUUGCUUAUAGUUAUGGAUGUCUAAAUGUAUCAUUAACUCUUAUCGUAACUUUCUAUUGUUGUUAUUGGUGGUGGUGUUGUUGUUGUUG